Molecule: messenger RNA, 609 nt
Organism: Medioppia subpectinata
Lineage: Eukaryota; Metazoa; Arthropoda; Arachnida; Sarcoptiformes; Oppiidae
Source: the annotation of a GenBank genome assembly
CAUCAAAACUGUCGAUUGAAUAAACUUUAUGAAAUAUUACUAAUUAUAAAAAUGCUCUUACAUGACCCAUCUUUUAUGAAAAGCAUUUCACAGAGGGAUAUUCACUUUAACUUUGAAAAGUUUAUAAAGCAAGAUCUUAAAUUGAGUGAAUCAGACCCAAUUUAUUGUCCUUUCUAUCAAAAAUCCCAGUGUAAGGGGAAUUGCAAUCUGAUUCAUAUCAAAUUAGCCACGGCCGUUGUCUGUAAGCAUUGGUUGCGCGGCCUCUGUAAGAAGAACGAAAAAUGUGAUUUUUUACAUGAGUACAAUUUGAAAAAGAUGCCAGAAUGCUUCUUUUUUAAUGUGUAUGGAGUCUGCAACAACAAUGAUUGUCUAUUUCUCCAUGUCAAACCAGACUCUGCCGCUAGAGAAUGUAUAUGGUAUAAACGAGGAUUUUGCAAGAAUGGCUCAGGCUGUAAAAAUAAGCAUAUUAGAAAGAACUUGUGUUGGGAUUAUUUUGGAGGAUUCUGCAUUAAUGGAAGUGAUUGUAAAUUUGGGCAUCCAAAAUUUGAAUUGAAAUUUAACGAAAUUGACGAAGAAGAUGUGAUUAAAAAGCCAAAAGCAAGAUUGUAA